AUGAACACUCUCGGAAAUAUUGCAGCCCUCGCCCUAAUCGGUUUUGUCAGUGCCCAAGACACCGUCGGAUUUGGACCGGCCUUCUCUCUCGGCCCUACACAGUCAUGGAUCCGCGAAGCCAACACCACACUGGUCCUUCCUGAGACUCCGAGCCCUCAGAAAGACCGUCUCGCCCUGUGGCCUGGCAUGGGAACAAGCGGUGGUGACUUGAUUCAGGCUCUCGCUGUUUCUUUCUCCGACCCUAAUGCUAAUUGUGGAGCGAAAUCCGGUCAAUGGUGCACUUGGGCUAGUACUCUUCAAGGAGAGCAGCUCGGUGGGAAGCAGGUCCCUGCUUCUUACGGCGAUGAACUAACAAUGCAUUGUGGGAAUGUCACCUUCUAUUAUCUUUCCAAGGCUAACAGGACGAUAGACAAGUACAACGAUGACACCGGCAACUAUGACCAAACAGUCUACAUCAACGGGGAGAGCGUUUCUACUCUUUCUACCAGUUCUGGACAAGCACAGGGUUGGGGCACUGCUGUCGAGUGCCAGGAUGAUGCAUGCCAAAGCACCACUGCGGCACAUGAAUACCUUGACACCACUAUCAUCUUGAAUGCUGCUGACUCUACAUUUGCUGGCACCUUGGGUCUCAACGAAGUCACCUCGUCCGGUCUGAAAACAACUGAUAACAAGGUCUACACCGUGUCAAGCAUCAAGAUCCAGUCUCACACUUACAACCUGUAA
Messenger RNA from Penicillium waksmanii, 723 nucleotides. RefSeq lists its product as uncharacterized. The coding region runs from base 1 to 723 and encodes 240 amino acids. Lineage: Eukaryota; Fungi; Ascomycota; Eurotiomycetes; Eurotiales; Aspergillaceae. The record is from RefSeq and is a predicted model, not a curated record. The transcript is spliced from 4 exons.